This is a messenger RNA of Camponotus floridanus (Florida carpenter ant), 2526 nucleotides long. RefSeq lists its product as uncharacterized. Gene Ontology annotation, molecular function: protein binding. The transcript is spliced from 6 exons. NCBI's taxonomy places the organism in Eukaryota, Metazoa, Arthropoda, Insecta, Hymenoptera, Formicidae. Gene Ontology annotation, cellular component: P-body; cytosol. The coding region runs from base 452 to 2053 and encodes 533 amino acids. Gene Ontology annotation, biological process: neurogenesis. The record is from RefSeq and is a predicted model, not a curated record.
UCGUCGGUCGGUCUAAGAUGGCGUAGCGUUCAGUGGCGUUCGGAUUUCGGAUGACAGUUGCGCGCAUCGGAACCGGAAGACGAUAGACCGACAACAAUAAAGACGACCAAGAAGGGCUCCCGAGCUCGAUUUCGCGGGAAGUGUCAACUGUCAACCGACGACGCGUCCCUCGAUUAGGUACGUGUGAGUAUGUCGCGUGCGUCAUCUACGCGGAUCGCAUCCUUGCCUGUCCGAUGUCCAUGCACGUAACGUCAUAUCAACGUAAUAUGUCAUAUGUUCUUGUAUGGGUCAAAUGGAUUAUUAUGAUUGACGUGUCACAGAAUUGGACUGCUGUCAAUAUUUAAAACCCCCUUGAAGAUAUUUCAUGUUGCAUUGAUGCGACAGUGAUAUUAUAUGUGUAUCUUGACUAAAGGUUGUAUAUACACCUACGAGUCAACACACUAUUGUAAAGAUGAGCAUGCUCUGCGACUGGCAGACCAGCAAACAGAAACUUUCCGAGCGUGGGCAGUACUUAUUGGAGACUGGACAAUGGUCGGAUUGCAAGUUUAUUGUCGGGCAAGAACCUCAACAACAGACUCUCAAGGGACACAAGUUGUUUCUGGCAAUGUCCAGUCCAGUGUUUGAGGCCAUGUUCUUUGGUGGCAUGGCGGAGAAGAAUGAUCCGAUACCGAUCAAGGAUGUUCAGCCCGAAGCGUUUAAGGCUUUGUUGGAAUAUAUAUACACUGAUAAAGUAGAGCUAGGAUCUUUUGAAUUGGCUUGUGAAUUAUGUUAUUGUGCCAAGAAGUACAUGCUACCAUGCUUAGUAGAGGAGUGCACAAAGUAUCUCUGGUCAGAUCUCUCGCCGAAGAAAGCGUGCAGGGCAUACGAGUUUGCGCAAUUGUUUGAAGAACCUGUGCUGAUGGACAAGUGUCUGCAGAUCAUACGCACAAAAACGGAUGAAGUAUUGAAGGAAUCUAGUUGGGAGGAUGUAGAGUUGGGAACGCUUCUCAAAGUUUUGGAUCAAGAUGAUCUGCAGAUUAACUCAGAGAUAGAAUUAUUUACUGGAUUGGAACAAUGGGCGAAGGCAGAAUGUUCUAGGAAAUCUCUUGAUCCGACUAAUGGAAAAUCUUUAAAGUCUGUUAUUGGAACUGCUCUCUCAAAGAUAAGAUUCUUGAGUUUAACUCCACAAGAAUUUGCAGACGGUCCUGGUACGUCUCCUCUGCUCACAAAAGACGAGGCUUUUGAUAUAUUAAUGAAUAUAUUACGCACCGACAACAAAACACCUAUGCCUGAAGGCUUCUGUACUAAUUCAAAUAGCAGAGCGAAGCCAGUAAAGGCUCAAACUACAAGUGCUACUAUAGUACUUCCUAAAAUGUUUUCUCUUUUAGAAGAGGACAAAACAAGACCGCUUUUCAAUCCAUACGGUCAAUUGAAUAUUCCCAUGCGUACUGGUUUCUUAAACGAUAGGGAGAUCAACAGUACAUUGCUGGAAACUUCACCAGUAGUAUUAGGAGGGAGACAUGAACAAGGCGUGAAUAAGGAUUCUGGAAGUCUACCAAAUUCCUCCACGAGUGGAGUGGUCGUACGCGAGGGACCAAAAUAUUACUGCCUCAGAUCGAUAGUUCAACAAACAGAUUGCUUGAAUACAAACGUACUGGAUUGUUCUGUCACGUUCAGUGUGGAUAAAAAUAUUUGUGUAGUGGGUGUACAGGUUCCCACGCAAAUCGCCGCGGCGAGCAGUUUUACUCACGCUAUACAUGGUGAUACGUCUUACACCGAAAUCUUGUACGCUCAUCUUCUCGACUGCGACGGCACACGUUUGACGUACACACAUUUCACCACUAAAGCGAAUUUUGGUACCCUUGUGGAGAUUACUUUUAAUCGACCAGUUUACAUUCAAAAACAUAAGGUUUAUCGAGUCGGCGUGGUAUUUAAUAAGGCUGGAUGGUAUCCAGUAGGAGUUUGUGCCCAAAACAUGUCCUGUGAUUCUGUGUUUUUCUCAUUCGGAGUUGGUAAUAGUGCACAUGCAAUUCGUGACGGUCUUAUUCGAUCUAUAGUUUUCACAUAUCAUUAGCCUUCUUGUACUGAGUGAUGGAAAAAAGAAUUGCAUACAUCAGAGCUCGGCAAGAACUGCACAUUUCGGCCGAUUUUCAGCUGGCUCCGCCUAGCGCGUCCCCCCUUACCUCGCCGUCCCGCGCAAAGCCUACGAGCCGCUCCACGCUCAGGAGCGGGCGUAUGGCAAUAGCUUUCCACGUCACCCAUGAGGUACUAUUGUUGACGCGUUUUUUUUAAGUGGUAUCCUCAAUAGGCCUAAUUCACUGAUGACUAAAACGAAUUUUUAACUAAUUGCACGGAAUUAUAAAUAAUAAUUGAUGAAUAUUUAUGACUUUCGGGAUUUUUUACAAGCGAGAUCAGGAACAUCUAUUUGCAUACGGCAUGUAGCAAAUCGCAUAAGACGUGAUAAACUUUAUCGUCUUGCAAUUAGUUAAAGGGUCGUUUUAGUCAUCAGUGGAUUAGGCCUACUGGGAAUACCACUUAAAAAAAAAA